Molecule: messenger RNA, 3380 nt
Organism: Anopheles gambiae (African malaria mosquito)
Lineage: Eukaryota; Metazoa; Arthropoda; Insecta; Diptera; Culicidae
Gene: Vav
Product: protein vav
Exons: 14
Coding region: 292-2730 (812 amino acids)
Biological process (GO): cell migration; regulation of GTPase activity
Cellular component (GO): cytoplasm
Molecular function (GO): protein binding; guanyl-nucleotide exchange factor activity
Source: RefSeq, a predicted model, not a curated record
UGACCAAACACACUCCUAUGUGCUACACAAAACAACAAAACGCAGCAACGAAGAAGAUUGUGAAAAACAAGUGGAAACAAAUAGGAAUGGAACAAUAUCGCUCGCACUUCCAUAUCAUUAUGGAUCUAUUUCGUUUACGUUUAAAGUAGUGCGUUGUUUACAUUUUCUUCUGUUUUUCGCGCACAAUUUCCUUCUUUCCCAAUUGUCAUCGUCUGAAGAAAGGCUCUGCUGAUAUCAAAGAAUAUCUGGGCGUGGGCGACAAAGUUAUAUUAUAUCUUUUUGUGUAAUGUGAUGGCCACAGUUACUGCUACUUCCAACACGAUGGUUGCCGAGUUGUGGCGUGAAUGUGCCGCCUGGCUCACGCGCUGCAAUAUAAUUCCAAAUGACCACCGUGCCAAUCACCUAGACUCGGAUAUUAAAGUCCUCGCAACCAUUCUCCGAGACGGAGUGCUGCUGUGUAAUUUAGCAAAUUUUUUCGAUCCGUCGUCUUUCGAUAGAAAAGAUUUCAAUCGUAAACCUCAAAUGGCACACUUUCUUUGCAUACAAAAUAUUAAACUGUUUCUAGAAGCAUGCAAAACCAACUUUGGCUUGAAGGAAGCGGAUCUGUUCGAACCGACCAUGUUGUACGACCUUACCAACUUUCAUCGGGUGCUUCUAACUCUAUCCAAAUUAUCAACAUGCAGAAAAGUGCAAACUGCAACUAAUAUACCUGGCUUCAUAACUCAUUCUGUACAGACAGAGAGGACUAGUUUAGACGAUGAUAUCUACAAAGAUCUGCAUGCAAGCCAAAGUUUGUUGGAUUCGGAAUUAAGGUGUGAUAACAAAGAGAUCGUGUUAAUUAAUGAUUCGCUUCCUUGCCGUAAUCAAGAAACUUCCUUUUACGGUCAUUGCAACGAACUAUCAAGUUUUCCGGACUGUAGUGCGCGCGAAGAGGAAAAGAUUUAUGAAGAUCUCUGCUAUGUAACAUUCUCAUCAACUUUGCCUCAGUUAGCUUCAUCAUCCAACAACUUAGAACAGCGAGACUUUGUAAUUAAGGAACUGCUCGAUACGGAGAAAAAUUAUCUCGAAGCUUUGAAUGCAUUGAAAUACAUCUUUAUGCAACCUCUCGAAAAGCUUCUAUCCAAGGAAGAGAUACGAGCCAUUUUCCCUUGCAUUAGGGAACUUGUCGAAAUUCAUAAUAAAUUUUUGGAUCGAUUGCAUGAGGCCGUUUGUCCAGGAUCCAAGCUCAAGCUCAGUACAACCUUUCUGGAAUUUAGAGAACCAUUUCUAAUUUAUGGCGAAUACUGUUCCAGUAUGACAAGCGCAGUUGAAACUUUGAGAGAGGCGUGCAAAAAAUCGAAUACAGUCGAGCAGACCGUCUUGCAAAGCCAAAAAGAACAUAGCGAUGGAAGAUUACAACUUCGAGACAUUUUAUCUGUUCCGAUGCAACGAAUUUUAAAAUAUCAUCUAUUGUUAGAUAAGCUUGUACAAGAAACGGUGCCAACGCAUGACGAUUUUAGAGGAUUGGAACGGGCCAAAGAAGCAAUGGUAGAUGUUGCACAGUAUUCUAAUGAAGUAAAGCGUGAUUCUGAACAUCUUAUAGUGAUACAAAAAGUAAAGGAAAGUAUUUCUGAUCUGAACCUUCCCAACGGCAACAAUCUCGAGCAAUAUGGACGGUUAUUACUUGACGGGGAUCUUAAUAUAAAAGCACACGAAGACCAAAAAAUGAAGCAUCGAUAUGCUUUUGUCUUCGAAAAGGUUAUGAUUCUGGUAAAAAAUUCCAAUACUAAGAUCGGGGAAGCACAAUAUUCUUUCCGAGAAGCUCACAAUUUGUUGGAUUACAGGAUAGAAAUAUUAAAUUCUCGUCGCACUUUAGGUCGUGAUGGUCGUUUGAAGUAUUCUCUGCUAUUAGCACGCAAAACGCAAGCUACUGCUUUCACGCUUUAUAUGAAAACUGAAGAAGAACGCGAAAAAUGGAAGAGAGCAUUUGAAACAGCAAUGGAAACCUUGGAACCCGUAGGAUGCAAGAAUACUGAUCAUAAAUUUGUUAUACACACUUUUGAUACGCCUGUCAUCUGUCGCCAUUGCUCGAAGUUUUUGAAGGGAAAAAUACAUCAAGGCUAUCGAUGCAAAGUAUGUGAAAUAGUAGUACACAGAGGUUGUAUUUCGUCAACUGGUCGAUGCAAGCAAUUGCAACAAACACCGCCGCCGGUAUGUGACCGAUUGCUUUCGGAGUUCAACUGGUUUGUUGGUACAAUGAAUCGAGAUUCAGCUACCCAGCGUCUAGAAAACAAAAAGAUUGGAACCUAUCUGCUACGUGUCCGUCCGCAAGGUGCCUCUCAUGAAAGUGAAACAAUAUAUGCGCUUAGCCUGAAAACCGAUAAGAAAAUAAUCAAGCAUAUGAAAAUUUAUCAGAAAAAAGAGCACCAGAAUGUGUUUUAUUAUCUUUCGACAAGAAGAUACUUUAAAACUAUAAUAGAACUGGUUUCUUUUUAUGAAAGGAACGAUUUGGGCGAAAAUUUUGCUGGCCUAAAUCAACUUCUCCAAUGGCCUUUUAAAGAGGAAAUUGUUGUAGCCAUCUAUGAUUUUGCACCCAAUGAGCUCAAUCAACUACCAAUGCGCCAGGGAUGCCAGGUGAUUGUAAUUGGAAAAGAAGGAGACAGUAAAGGCUGGUGGCGUGGCAAAACAUUAGAAAAGGUUGGAUUUUUCCCCAAAGAGUAUGUACGGCCAGCAGUAAUCGGUGAAGUAUAAAUGAUCAAUUCGUAACAUCCUGAACACAAUCCACUCAUAUAAAGAAUGAGAUAAUUGAGAUGCUGUCAUGUAUUAAAGUUAGUGAGUUCGUUAAUCAAAUACAGGACCUGUUCUUUUUUUUUAAUUACAAGGUUUGGCAGAUGGAUAAAGCAACAUUCAAUGCGACAACGAGUCUGAUUCGAACUUAUCUUAUAUCUUAUAAUUCGAAUUAUAAUGAUGCCAUUAAAAAAAGGUUAACUAGGAAGUGAUAUUCCACGUAUGGUUGUCAGUUUUUCAGGAAAGCUAAGUGAAAAACGAUUUUACGUGUUUUCAUCAUAAUAAAACAGAAUAACAAAGGGUAGAUGAUUUAAAAUGUGUUUAAAAAGUUUAACAGAUUUAAAAAAAUGUGAAACAUUGCAUAAACUAGUAUUACGUAUGUAUGUGCUUUGAAUGUUUGAUGUGCAAGCAAUGUUUUGUAAAAGCAUGUUAUGAAAAAUCAAUAAUCGAACAAAAAAUCGAAUAUCUAAAUAUCAGCUAGGUGUUACGCGCUAAGAAACGUAAAUAAUAAAUAAAGCAACAACGAUUAAAAGAUAUAACAUAUUAGGAGGCAUACAAAUGCUGAUUGUUUUAUAAAUAAAUUGUGUCUAUGUGGAACGUUUCACGUACCAAAA